Cylindrotheca closterium is the source of this 1611-nucleotide messenger RNA. The record is from the annotation of a GenBank genome assembly. Lineage: Eukaryota; Bacillariophyta; Bacillariophyceae; Bacillariales; Bacillariaceae.
AUGGCACAAAUUCGUGCAGCAAGUCGGCGGUCAUCCACAGCGAGUCUGAGCAGCGUCUUGCGGAAGUUGGCCAUUGUCAUUGUGGGAUGCAUGGUUGUCAUUGUUCGAGUUUCAAGUCCAGAGAGCGUUGAAUUGAAUGUGAAUGAUCCGGAACGAGUUCAGCGACAACAACAAAUACAACAAAAUCACCAAAAGCCAGUAUCAACGACCCGUCAGUUGGAAAUGCAAAAGCCUCCAUUGUCCCCUAAUUUGGAAAGUGCGAUUGCGAAACCAAUUACAGAACCAUCCAAUUCCAAAGCAUCCGAAAAGAGCGAUGAAGAGAGCGAUGAGGAGGAAUCAGAAUCAGAUGAAGAGGAGGACGAGGGCGAGAGAAAAUCAGAGACAGAACCACCAGUAGCUACGCCGACAGACCCUCCAACUGGAGGACCUACUACUUCUUCUUCAGCAGAAACAACAGCAACAGCACAGGCAUCCAGAACAAGUUGCCAGAGACAUUGUCCCAAACGAAUCAAUCGCAUAUUCUUUCACAACAAACCAGCUGGUCUUUUGGAUCGAGAGCUGACGUAUCACGUAAUGUCCAAUCUUGCUGGAUACUUGUGCGCUCUGGUGGAGAUUCCACCGCCAUCCGUAUCGCUCCAAGCGGUUCACAAUCACAACAAAAUGGUCGACACGGAACUCCGAUGGAUUGAUUUUUUCAACAUGACCUUUGUGGAUGAUGGAACAUCAUCAUUACUGGAGGCAAACGAUAAUCCAAAGUUUCCAGCAGACGUAUAUUGGGGUAGUUCUGGAACCUACAAACAAGCGGAUUAUCCUGGAUGGAAAAUUGUGGUUACGUCUAAGAAGGACAACAUGACUGAACAUUACCAGGAAUUGCAAGAGUUUUCAUUCCAACAAUCGCCGGAUGCCGAAACUGGCUUUAUUUGGGAAAUUCACAAGCCAUACUUCAAAUCCGAGCUGCGGAAAUCUGAUACCUUGCCAGAGCUGCCGGAAGACCUCCAAGCAAUGCUUGGCUCCUCCUAUUCUCCCAGUAUGCAACCCUUCUUGCGCUGGAGUCCCAGCAAUGUGACUGGAUGCAACUAUGUAGAUGACGAUCAAUAUAGAAUGUCACCAACUCAGUUGGAACCCAUCCGAGAAGCCAUACGGGCCCGUGUUCGAUCUCUGGCUCCAUCCAACACCUCUGUCUUUGGUUUCUUUCACAUUCGACGAGGGGAUGGUACCAAAUCCUGCAACACCACAUUGCCCGUCUUGAAAGAAUUUUUUGAUUGCUCCAUUGCUGGAACGGAACAAACUGGAAAACAUAUUACCUUCUUGUUGGGAAGUGACGAACACGACGACGAGUACCGGCAGGCAGUCAUGGACUUGAGCAAGGAUGUACCACACAUUUCUAUGCUGGAUGCUGACAAGAUUGUCGACUCGACCAUGCAGGAAAUGGCAGAAAAUGGACAAAUGCCCAAGAGAUACAUGAACAACUACCAUCAGUUUGAGUUUCUGAAAACACUGGGUAUGGAUCGAAAGUUCGACUUUGCAUCCGUACAUCUCAUUCGAAGACGGAAUGUGGAUUGUCAAGAGUGCACUAAUUUAUUGAAAACAUAUCCAGAAGCCUGGUCAUAA